AUGUCUGCCUUUGUCCGUGUCUCCGGACCACCAAACAGUAAUUUUCUGGUUGGUUAUCCGGGUAUUUCUGCGACGCUUCCUAGGAUAGAGGGUAAAGUAGAGAUUCGACCCCUCACUGGAAUUUCUGCGCCGAUAGCGAUAUCGUUGGUACGAAUAUGUCUACAGCGAAGAGAAACGGUUCAUCCUUCUGCCGAAUCGAUAGCUAAGAAACAUUUGGGGACACCUCGAAGAGAAACGACAGAUGUGGUUGGGAAGGAGCUAUUAUUGUUUCGAUGUACGGCUGGAAAGGAGAGCGAAAGCGUGGUUCUGAUGGAUCUACCUUUCGUACUAUUCAUACCAUUUGGAAGGGGGGGAGAGGAAUCGAAUCGAAGGAUCCCACCGGCGAGUUUACAAUUGCCAAGUCGCACGGCGGAAACUUAUUAUGAGUUGGUGGUUACGGUUCAACAAGGGCAAGAUCAAAAGAAAUUCGCGUUUCCAGUCCCGAUGCAGAGAUAUGAUACUCUUUCAACUUUUGGCAUGUAUAAUCGACCAGAAUCUGCAGAGAAGAAUACGGAUCAUCUGGUUACUAUGAGAAUUACAAUACCUCGAUGGUCAUUUGGCCCUUCGGAUCCAGUUAGCGUCUAUAUCCAUCUAUUUCCAAACUCCCUUUACAUGAAGAAAGCUACAAAAGUCGUCAUACAAAAGAUUACAAUUGGCAUAGAAGAGGAAAUCACAUAUAAUCCAGAAGGAGAUGAACCAACGAAGAAAAUCAAUCGCAUAGCUAAGCAGACGGCGACGGUGGGAGCAAAGUUGCCAGAGGCUGGGUACUUCACAACUCUAGGGCUUAUAUAUCCAUCGAAGGAUUUGAGAGAUUCGGAGGGAAUCAUCAGGAGAGGAAAAGCUGCAUUUCCAAUGCAUUUUGUCAAUUCGUUUACGACUACGGGAACCUUGUACAAGAUUGAGUUUUUUCUCGUUAUCAAGGUUCACCUCUCCGGUGCUCGAGAUAUUACUCAUCGUCAACCAAUUACUGUAUGCCCAUUGAAUGAACAAGAGUGUAAAGAGGAAAUGGAUGCAAUUGAACAAGCAGCAAAAGAUGCAUCACAUGUGGAUCCGACGAAUCCAAUGUUACCCGCCUGCACAAUUAUUCGAGCGAAAGAUCCAAGUGCUUUGAGGGCAUUAGGCUGGACGAUGGUAGGAGGUUUCAGAAAGAUGGUUAUCGAAUGA
This is a messenger RNA of Botrytis byssoidea, 1203 nucleotides long. RefSeq lists its product as uncharacterized. Bases 1 to 1203 code for a protein of 400 amino acids. The transcript is spliced from 3 exons. Lineage: Eukaryota; Fungi; Ascomycota; Leotiomycetes; Helotiales; Sclerotiniaceae. The record is from RefSeq and is a predicted model, not a curated record. Gene Ontology annotation, cellular component: division septum. Gene Ontology annotation, biological process: division septum assembly.